This is a messenger RNA of Patella vulgata (common limpet), 10559 nucleotides long. Its product is annotated as E3 ubiquitin-protein ligase UBR2. Gene Ontology annotation, cellular component: ubiquitin ligase complex; cytoplasm. Gene Ontology annotation, biological process: protein ubiquitination; ubiquitin-dependent protein catabolic process via the N-end rule pathway. Lineage: Eukaryota; Metazoa; Mollusca; Gastropoda; Patellidae. The transcript has 46 exons. Gene Ontology annotation, molecular function: zinc ion binding; ubiquitin protein ligase activity. The record is from RefSeq and is a predicted model, not a curated record. The coding region runs from base 254 to 5557 and encodes 1767 amino acids.
CCGUAUCUUCGGAUUAUCAUUUCAUGACUUUCUGAAACGUAAAUUCACCUCCUUUGUGUGGCUUGAUGCUUUUAAUUUAGUUGCAAGAGCUUUUGAGUGUUUGUAUUGUAUUAUUUGUCUUCUAAUGAAGUUGUUGAAUUUUGAUUUUUCCUAAAAAUUGAUCAGUUGACCCCAGUAAUCUAGAUCUAACAGAUGUUAUGGGAUUGCAGACUUGAUUUGGCAACGUUUGGGAAAUCAAGACAAACAUUUUAUAAUGGAAGCAGAGCCAUGGCCAGAAACCCCAAGAAGGCAGUUUCAUGAUAUUCAUGAAUUCAAUAAAAAGCAAAUACUGCAGGAAUGGAUAAAAAGUUACCAAAAAGGUGAUCUUCUAUCUUCAUUAAAACAUCACUGGAAGAGUUAUGUGCCCUUUGUCUAUGCUGGUAACCAUGAGACUGGGGCAGAAGAACGACUGGCUGCCAAGUUUCUGUUUUGUCCAAUGGAAGAGUUUAUUUGCAAUGGAAAUCCAGAAGAAGUUUUUCGUACUUUAAAAGAGAAAGAUAAACCAUCGCAGAUUUGUGGUCAUGGCUUUAAAACCGGAGAACCAACAUAUUCCUGCAGAGAUUGUGCUACAGAUCCUACUUGUGUUUUGUGCAUUAACUGUUUCCAGAAAAGUUCACAUAAGCAGCAUAGAUAUAGGAUGAGUACAUCAGGAGGGGGAGGUUACUGUGAUUGUGGUGAUCUGGAAGCAUGGAAAAUGGAUCCGUUCUGUGAAGAACACAAACCUAGAAUGGAGGGAGAGGAAGAUUUGAAUCCUAUGGAUUUAUUACCAGUAGAUCUUAGUAGAAGGGCAAAGGUUUUAUUUUUAUCUACGUUACAAUUCUGUGUUGAUAUGUUAACAUGGGAAGAAUGUGUACAUUUACCGGAUGGUUUAGAAAUAGAUAAAGAUCAAGCCGAUCUUGUAUUUCAUUGUAUGUUGUUUAAUGACGAGGUUCAUACUUAUGAUCAGGUUAUUCAAACAUUACAGAAAGCUAUAGAAUGUACACAAACAGAUGCUGUAGAGUUUGCCACAGUUGUUGACAGAGAAGGUAGAAGUAGUGUAUUAAAAGGUACAACUAAAGAAUGUACUAAAGCUAAAGAGAUUAUACAAAGAAGUACGUCUCGUCAUGGAAGUAAACCAUUGAAAGUUCAAGUGAUGCAUUCCUCCGUGGUAGCCCAUCAACAGUUCGCUUUAAAACUUUUACAAUGGCUGCAAGAUAUAAUUUCUAAAUCCGACGGGUUGCGGAGAUUGUUCUGCCUUUUAUCGAUGGAGAGCGAUAACGGUGAUUCAUUGAUGGAGAAAUUGUUAUUAGCUGAUACAAUGUUAUGGAAAGCGGGUCGAAUUCAAAGUCAUCAACUUCUGAUGUCAGGUGUUUUAAUGGAUCAAGAAUGUAAGAAAAGAUUUGCCAUAAUUUUUACAAAGAAUUACAGAGCAAUGAUGGCUGAAUUCUUUCUGGAUGACCAUGAUCAUGAUGUCUCAGUUCUCUCCCUUACUGUCCAAAUAUUUACUGUACCCAGUCUGGCUAGAGUGUUGAUAACUAAAUAUAAUCUGUUAGAAGUUAUCAUUAGAGCCUUUCUAGAACCUUGUGAAAGAAAGAAAAAUGUUUUUGGUAAAUUAGCGUUUGAUAGAAAUGAAAGGAAUCCAGCUUUAAAAAGAGCUUGGUUUGUUUUAUAUGAUCUCAAAUAUGCUUUAAUUUGUAAACCAAAUGCAAGUGAAUGGGAUAAUGAGCUCCGGAUUAAUUUUCUCAAGGGUUUAAAGGCUUUAAUAGAACUUCUUUCAGCGAUGCAGGGCAUGGAUUGUGUACAGAGGCAGACAGGUCACCAUCUUGAAUUUGAACCAGAAUGGGAAGGUGCCUUCAACCUACAGUUAAAAUUAGAAGAUAAUUUGGUUUUAUUUGCGGAAUGGUGUUCAACAGAUAAAGAGGUAUUGCUAAAGGCAUAUAAAGAAACAUUAGAUGCAUUAUAUAGAUGUGAACGAUCAUCUGAACCUAAUACUAAAGAAAGAUUUGAAGUUGAAGGUCAUACAGCUAGAUGUAUUAAAUAUGAUGUAGCUACUCAACCUGUUUCUAUACAUUUACCGUUAUCUAGAUUUCUAGCAGCUUUACAUUUACACCUAGAGAAAUACCAGUUACAUUUUAACUCUCCUAAACUUCUACAGAUUAUGGAUAAACGUUUAGAGCCACUGGAUCUCAUUGAGCCACCAUUACGUACUCAAGUUAUGAUCGCCCAGACCCAAGCUGGUAUGUGGAGGAGGAAUGGAUUCUCUCUACUCAAUCAGAUAUUUUUCUAUCAGAAUGUGAGAUGUCGAGGUGAAAUGUACGAUAGAGAUAUUGUUAUGUUACAGAUUGGAGGAUCUCUGAUGAAUGGGAAUGAUUUUGUGAUACAUUUGUUGAAUAAGUAUGGUUUGAUGAACUGGGUUAGACUAGAGUAUGAUGUACCAGGACAAGGACAAGAAGAUUCUUUAAGACAAACUGUCAUGUUAGCUGAAGAAUUCUUGAAUUUACUCAUUAUAUUAUUGGAGGAAAGAUUUGUACCAGGUGUUGGUCAAGUAACCGAACAGGAUGUGGUUAAAAGGGAGAUAAUUCAUCAAUUAUGUAUUGCACCAAUGGCUCAUAGUGAACUCGGUAAAGCUUUGCCUGAAAAUCCAAAUCAUGAAACCGGAAUGGAAGAUGUUGUGAAAGAUGUCGCUAAAUUCAAUAAACCAAGUGGAACUGGAAAGGGAAAAUAUGAAUUAAAACCUGAAUAUUUCAAAAAUUAUUGUCCUUAUUUCUACCAUUAUACAAAAUCAGAACAAUCCAAGUCAGAAGAAGCUCAGAGAAAACGUAAAAAACAGGAAGGAGAAGAUCAAUGUUUACCACCUCCAUUUCCACCAGCGUUUACUUGUCAGUUCUCAUCAAUUAUAAACCUUCUACAAUGUGAUGUCGUAACUCACAUCUUUCAGACUAUUUUAACACGUACAGGUGCCACACGAUCCCGAUCCUGGUCCGAACCUCAGUUUGAACGAGUUUUAUAUUUAAUUGGUUUAGCUUUACAUGAACAAGUACGAGCCUAUGGUGAAAAAAAUACAUCUUUUGAUUUUGUUAAAUAUGCCAUGCAAGGUGAUAACAGUAUUUUAAGUUUAUUACAAUCAUUAGUUAAUUGUAAUAAUGUCAGCCAGGAUCCUUCCAAAGACCUACUAGCAUGGGUUCUUAGGAAAUUUGCUGAAGUACGUAUGAUGAAGAAUGAUCCGAUUGCUAUGGAAGGUCUGGAGAACAUCAGUAACUCAACAGAUCAGAAAUCUGAAACUGAGAGAAAGAAAAAAGCCGAGAUAGCAGCAAAGAAACGAGCCAAAGUCAUGGCAAAGAUUUCAAAAAUGCAGAAAGAUUUUAUAAAAGGCAAUGCUGUAUUGUUUGAAAGUACUUGCUCUGAAAUGCAGUCGGCUGGCUCCGAUAUGGACCUUAGUGGACCUACAAGUAGUGACUUUCCAGUUGCAUUAGGUCAGAGUCGUAAUAAUGCAGCAACAGGAAAUCCCAUCAUGGCAACAUGUAUUUUAUGUCAAGAAGAACAUGAAGUUACCGUUAAUGGUAAAGCCAUGGUUUUAGCUGCUUAUGUACAAAGAUCAACAGUAUUAUCACAGAAUCUGAGUAAACAUUUAGAGAAUGGAGAUGAAUAUGACCCCUUGUAUUUGACCUCUGACCUCUUCACUGGAACUAAAACAGGAUCAUGUGGUCAUAUCAUGCAUCAUGAAUGCUGGCAAAAAUAUUUUGAUGUUAUAUUAGCAAAAGAGCGAAGACGACCACUACGAUUUCGUCAAGCCCAGAGUUAUGACAUAGAUAAAAUGGAGUAUUUAUGUCCGUUAUGUGAAGCAUUGAGUAAUACAGUAAUACCCAUCGUUCCUUCACUACAUAAACUUGUUAAUGACAGUGACUGUGAAGUAGAUUUAAAGUUUGAUGAUUGGUUAGAUGGUAUCAAGAAGACUGUUGAGAACAGUGUACAGAAAGAAAAAGAUCAACAGUCACAAGAGGAAUCUUUGUUUAUCCAACCAUGUCCUAUAUCUACUAUAACUAGGAUGAUGGCAGAGAGUGUAGCCAAGAACUUCCAGUUACUCUGGGAAUAUGUUUAUGAUGAUGCUAGUGGCUGUUUUUCGGAAGGUAUGAGAGAAAUGAUGAAGAAAUUUGCAAGAGAUGUUUAUUCCUUCGGUUUAGAUGUCCAACCCGAUGAUGAGAAUGCUCGUGUACCUAUCAUGGCGUGGUCAACAUGUGCCUUUACAAUACAUACCAUUGAACAAACCUUACAGUUAGAAAAGAAACCGUUAUUUGGAGCUGUUCCAUCUAGACAGUUAGAUUUAUUGAGUUCUCUUGUAAAAUAUGCGGCUGUUUGUAGUCAGGUUAUGUCCCCUGAUACGGUUAAACAACACUGCGUGCGAGUAUUAACAGCGCUAAUACCUGAACAGUUAGAGAAAUUGAAGAAAGAUUCUCCAUGUAUUCUUGACCUUGAUAUGUUUCACUAUUUGGUAAUUCUUGGUAUGACCUUACCAACCUUGUAUGCGGAACAGCAACGGUCGUCCAUCUCAACCAUACCAUCAGGUGGUUUAAACGAUAAACAUGCCUUACAGUUAGUUCUCACUGCUCAUCUGGUACAAAUAUUGUUGACCUAUAACCCAGAACCAGAAGAAAAUAUGGAAAUGGAAGGUGAUAUCGAAGGUGAAAAUUGGUUACGUAUUUAUUUUAAUCUACGUGAAGAUGCAGGAAUUAGAUCAGAAAUAUCUCCAUCACCAUGGCAACUAUGUCAACAUAUUCGUAAGGCAUGUUCUCCGUUUUUACGUUGUGCUACGAUCUUAUACCAUCAUUUAACCGGCAUCAUGUCACCACCAGAACUACAAACAGAUUACUCAGAUCGUGAAGGUUUUGAAUUUGAGAUUUUAUGUAAAUAUUUAUCGUUACCAUCCAAUCUAUCAGUUUUAUUAGAUAAUAGUGGACAAAUUACUACAGCUCUUAUUAAAAGUUGGUGUAUGUCCCCAUUGAUUAAAGAAAGGAUGUCUGCUAGUAGUGAACCGAUAAUAACCUAUCCUACCCGUAUAAAUCAGUUAGUUGAAUUACCAGAUGAUUUCAGUGAACUAAUCAAUCAAGCUUCCAAGUUCACUUGUCCCAAGUCAGAUGGGGAUGAUAGUCGUGCACCUACAAUGUGUCUAGUUUGCGGUAUGAUGUUAUGUUCCCAGAGUUAUUGUUGUCGAACAGACCUGCCUGGUUCAACAACACCUGUUGGGGCUGCUACAGCUCACGCUCAUUACUGUGGGGCUGGGGUUGGAAUAUUUCUCAGGGUUCGAGAUUGUCAAGUUUUGUUGUUAUCUGGUAGAAUAAAGGGCUGUUUUAUACCACCGCCAUAUUUAGAUGAUUAUGGUGAGACAGAUCAAGGACUAAGACGAGGAUAUCCACUACAUUUGUGUCGUGAUAGAUAUAAACAGUUACAUCAACUAUGGUUUAAACAUUCUAUCCCAGAAACCAUUGCUCACAAUAUUGAAUCAAAUAAUAACUUUGUUGCAAUUGAAUGGCAUAAUCUUUGAUGACAAAUUUUCGAUAGUUGAAAAUAGAUUUACAUUUUGCAAAUUUUGUAAAUUAGUUUGAGAUUUCAUGAAAGUCUUAUGAGACUUUCUUUCUUUAAAGAAAAAACGCAACAAAAAAAAAUUCACAAAAGGGAAAUAGGUUUGGGUAAGACGGAAAAAGAAGGAUUCAUUAGUUCCAAAAUAUUCAUAAAGAUGCUGCAUUUGGAAGUACAGUAGAAUCUGUACGAGCAUUCACUCCUUCUCAGCAACAAUCUAUUUUUGAGAACUUUGGCAUUUAUUGAAAUGAUUAGAUAUUAUAAAUAUUUUGUGAUUAUUAAGCAAAGUCUUAAAGCCAAGCAUAUCAUAGUCUUAAUAAUUUGCCUGAGUUUGUAUUAAAAAUGAAGGUAGAACAGUGAUAAUCAGAAAUUAAAAGGGAUGAGGUUUACUUCUCAUCAGUACUUACAUUAUACAUUUUUAGACUAACUUACUGCUACAUAUGCCAUGCUAGAGAUUUUUCCUUUCCAAAUUGUAAUAUCAAAGAAAUCUGUUACCUAUUUCAAUCUUCUCCAUAUCUCAAUUAUAUUUACAUUUCUUGGUAUUGUUUAGUAAAAAAUUCCACCACGGCCCUUGGAAAAUCAUAAAAUUUUAGGCAGUAAACUCAGGAUAUUUGCAUAUGAUAUUAAUGAAUGAUCUACAUGCAUGUGAUCUAAAUGUACACACCCACUUAUUCAAUAGACAGUUAAAGCUAGUGUAACGCCAGUGAAAUUAAAUAUUGUUCUGUUCUGGAUACAAGGAUUUCAUAAACCUCUUUUGUGAAGAAAUAUUGCUUUUAUACGCCCACAUUGAAAUGUGGUCGUAUAUUGCCGUCGCUCCCGUCCGCCAGCCGGUCUGUCAUCCACAAUUGCUUGUGGACGCUCUAGAGGCUAAUGUUAAUAUCUGAGUGAAUUUAUACACAAUGAUUAUGGUCAUGAUAAUAACUGUCAGAGUUAUGUCCCUUGAUCACUUUGAAAUAUCUUAUGGACCUUUUAGAGGCGUAAAGUGAAUGUCCAAUUGACUUUAAAUGUAUACACAGUGUUUAAGGUCAUAAGACGAAGAAGCCUGUUGAUUUUCAACAAUUUCCGAUUACUGCCAGAGUUAUGACCCUUGAUCACUUUGUAAAAAAUCUUGUGGACGCUCUAGAGGCUAAAGUUGCUAUUCAAUUGACUUUAAAUUUAUACACAGUGUUUACAGUCAUGAGACAAAGAAGCAUAUUGAUUUUCAACAAUUUCCAAUAAUAAAUGCCAGAGUUAUGGCCCUUGAUUACUUUGAAAUAUCUUGUGGACGCUCUAAAGGCUAAAGGUACUAUCGAUAGACUUUAAAUUUAUACACAGUGUUUACGGUAAUGAGACAAAGCCUAUUGAUUUUCAACAAUUUCUGAUAAUUACUGCCGGAGUUAUGGUCCUUGAUCACAUUGAAAAAUGUUGUGGACGCUCUAGAGGCUAAAUUUACUACCUGAUAGACUAUAAAUUUAUAAACAGUGUUUACGUUCAUGAGACGAAGAAACUUAUUGAUUUUUAACAAUUUCCAAUAAUUACCACCAAAAUUAUGGUCCUUGAUCACUUUGAAAAAUCUUGUGGCACUCUGGAGGAUAAAUUUAAUAUUUGAUUGACUAGAUUUAUACACAGUGUUUAUGGUCAUGAGACAAAGAUGCCCUUUGAUUUUCAACAAUUUCCGAUAAUUACUGCCGGGUUAUGGCCCUUGAUCAACUUGAAAAAUAUUGUGGACACUCUAGUAAGAGGCUAAACUUAAUCCGAUUGACUUUAAAUUUAUGUCCAGUGUUUAAGGUCAUGAGACGAAGCCCAUUGAUUUUUGAUAAUUAUUGUCAGAGUUGAGGCCCUUGAUUACUUGAAAAAUCGUGUUGAAGCACUAGAGACUAAACUAAAGUUAAUAUAAAUUUAUACACAGUGUUUAAGGUCAUGAGACAAACAAUCGAAACAAAUUCUAAAAAUUUCUGAUAAUUAUUUAAUGGGUUGUUACUCGUUAUUAAAUUUUAGUGUGUUGUAAAUGUUUUCAUUACUGACAAAAAAAAAUGUGACAACCCUUGUUGACGGCUCGGACGACUUAGCUUCUAUGGGCGUAUGUUUUGUUGCCUGGCAACCUAUCUUUACAUCUGGAUUUCAUGAUUUCUUAUGUUUUUGGUUACAAAUUUAUAUUAUGCAGUAGGUCAUAAUAAUUGUAUCUAUUCUUGAAGCUGGUGUCCUGUGACACUGUCUUAUUGAAAUGUAAACAUAUUCUUUGCCAUUUCUGCCCUAAUUGGACGAAAUAGCAAAUCAUUUUUCAGUAUCUAACACAUGGUUUCAGUUACUAUGAAAUAUGAAAUUAUUGUUUUUAUGGUGGUUGCCUUUAGUUCAUGAUGAAAUAAGAACUGACUCAUUGAUUUUGAACUUCGAUAUAUUCUGAUUUGUAGUCAAGUGUAGUCAAAUGCAGUGUCGUGUGUUUUUUAGGGUAUUUGCACUGUGUACCCUCUCUCUUACCCACACAUAUGAGCAAGCCCUUCAAAAUCUCCCUUUCUGCAUGAGCGUUAAUUUCAUGACGAAUAUAAGUCAAAUAGAUGGUUAGUGAUAACAUCAGGUGGCAAUAUUUUUAUGAUUUAUAGCUACACAGAAUGUAAUCUGACAUAUCUGUAGUAUUUGGAUUGAUGGUUGAGGUUUAGUGAUUUCCCAGUGAAAUAAGUAAAAGAGAAAUAGUUAUAUUGUGCAUAUGAUAAUAAUAUAUGGUCAUUGUAUUAAAUAUUUUUUUGCUAUUUAUUUCUAUUUGAAUGUAAAUUGUAUAUUUGUAUAUAAAUAUAUCUUAUAAUGUUUUUAAUUUUAUUACUGUAAAAUAUAGACAUGUAUUAUAAACUAAUUUCUUAUAAUUCAUAUUUCUACAGAAUUUUCUCAAUUUUUUAGUUUCACAAAAUUGUUUCUCAGUGAAAUAUUCGACAGAACUGCAUCAGGAAAGAUGUCAGGAAAAUUGAACUUUUAUUUGUUGACCACAGAAUGCUAACUUACUUGAAAAUUAUUUUUAGAAUAGUAAGAUUCAGGUUUCUUUCUAAUUUGAAGUCAAUUUACAGUCAGUAUUGAUGUCGGUUUGAUAUCUAGUAUAUAUAUUGAACAUAGAUCGGUUGAAUAUAUCACUUGGCAUCGAUACAUAACAUUGGCCUGAUUGACAUGUUUUUGGGGGACAAGUUGGCAUUUAUUAAGUCAUUGAUAAUAAGGUCAUCAAACAUUUUUCUUUUUUUUAAAAUUUGGUCACAGUUUUACUGUCUGCAACAACAGGAUUAUAUUUUUUGGACUCCACACAAUGCGUGAAUUGUUUGAAUUUACUUCGAUGAAUUUUUUAACAUUCCCAUAUUGUUUAACCAUUUCCUUAAAUCAUUUAACUUAAAACCUAAAAUAUGUUAAUUUUUUAAGAGUUUGUUGAUGUAACUUUGUAUUCAUAGAAAUUAGAAAAUGUAUAUAUAUACUAUUUUUGUGUGUGGUUUUUCUGGUUGGUAAAUGUUUUUCUCUUGUUUUAUGUAUUUUGAAAAUGGAAUGUUAAUAGGUAAUAGCAAAUGUUUUAUUGCAGUAUGUAGUAUUCACAAUAGUUAAUUACACUGUAACCCAGGUAUCGUUUAACCUUGUGUAUCUAGCACUAAUUUCUUUCACAUUUGUUUAAUAUCAAAUCUUUGUUUAAAAAUUUGUCAAAAAUGGUUAAAAUCACCAAAAAUCAUCUAAUUUGUACACGUGUCCAGUUUAAAGCUGACUGAUUAAUUUUGAUAAUGAGUGUCCAAUUUACAAGUAUUUAAUUCCCUGAUCACUGUUCAAAAAUUAAUCAUUAUACAUCAUUAAUCAAUUGGGUUGAUUAUUUUUUAACAAUGAUUGAGAAAUUAAACACUUGUAAAUUGGACACUCAUUAUCAAAAUUGAAUGGUCAGCUUUAAACUGGACAGAAGUACAAAUUAAACGAUUUAUGGUGAUUUUAAACAGUUUUUACAAAUUUUUAAACAAAGAUUGGAUAUUAAACGAAUGUGAAAGAAAUUAGUGCUAGAUACACAAGAUUAAACGAUAUACCUGGGUUACAGUGUUAACUUCCAAGUAAAAUGAGUAAUGGUUUAGGAAUCAACUCAAAAGUAUUGACUGUUUCUUAAUCGUGGAGUGGUAUAAAAUCUCCAAAAUAAUAAAUGCAGCGCUUUCUGUAAAUAUUUAAUGAAUAUAUAUGUUAUUUAGAUUUAUUUAUUUUAGUGCUAUAUAUCUAUUUUGUUUAUUGUUUGAUGAACUGUGAUUAUAAGUAUUAUUAUGAUUUUGCUAGCAGUUUGAUAUUUUUCCUUCUUUCUCAUAUCUCAGUUAAACUUGUAAAUACAUAUAUGACUAUGAUGAUGACUGUCAAUACAGUUAACUUCAGUUCAACCAUAUCAAUGAGAGUGGGGCAUAAUUUCAAUGAAAUAUUGUCUGUCUACAGAGCCAAAUUUAAAUUGCACAUCUGGAAAAUUAGACUUGUAGUUCUUUGUGUUUUUUAAGAAGUAGGGUUUAAUUAAAGUUCCUAUGCAGCAGACAGCAAAUGGAUGGAAGUGGGUUAUGUUUCAAGCCCCAGACAAUUAUAAAGAAAUAAAUGUGUGAAUUCUAACUGUUCAGAAGUUAUGUUAGCAUUGUCUCAUUUUGAUCAGAUGCAAAAUUUUGGUAAGAAUAAAUCUGAUAGUGUAUGGUCUGAGAGUCUAUUUGCUGGAAUAUUGGGACUUUUAUGUUAUAGUUAAUUAGUGUAUAAUGUUUAUAUUCUUGUUUCUCUGUUUGGUGUUUGUUAUUUUAAGGUAAAUUGGUUUUAUCUAUUGGGGGACAUGGGAAUAAAGUUUAGACAAAUAUAAAUGUUACCUCAGCUGUUUGUGAAUAUCGCACAAUCUGAUUACCAAUGUGUAAAGACGGGUGGUUAUUUUCAACAAAUUGAUCAACUUAUUGACCCUUAAAAGUUAAUAACAUUGCCAUAACAGGAAAUUUUAAAUAUUUUUUGAUUGCAAUUUUCGGUCUCCCCAA